Molecule: messenger RNA, 552 nt
Organism: Zingiber officinale
Lineage: Eukaryota; Viridiplantae; Streptophyta; Magnoliopsida; Zingiberales; Zingiberaceae
Product: zinc-finger homeodomain protein 5-like
Exons: 1
Coding region: 1-552 (183 amino acids)
Biological process (GO): regulation of DNA-templated transcription; regulation of developmental process
Cellular component (GO): nucleus
Molecular function (GO): transcription cis-regulatory region binding; DNA-binding transcription factor activity
Source: RefSeq, a predicted model, not a curated record
AUGGCGCACCAUCAGAGUGUGAGAGAGGUGUACAGAGAGUGCGUGAGGAACCACUCCCUGAGGCACGGUGCCAGCUACACCAUCGACGGCUGCUGCAAAUUCAUUCCAACUGCCGCCGAUGACCACCUACAGUGCGGUGCGUGUGGCUGCCACCGCAACUUCCACCGCGCGGACUACUGCAUCGUUGCCACCCUGCCAGUGGUGAGCGGGAGGCGGCGUCCACGGACAAGGUUCACGGAGGAUCAGAAGCAGAGGAUGGCCAGGUACGCGGAGAGAAUAGGGUGGAGGGUCCCGAGGGGUCGGGCCAUGCGCGCCGACGAGGAGGAGGACCAGUUCUCGAGGUUCUGCCGUGAGAUCGGGGUGAGUAAGCAGGUGUUCAAGGUGUGGGUGCGCAACCACAAGUGCAGCAGCGCCAGUGCUCCGGCAGCAGCACAGGUGGCGUCGUCAGCGGCCACCACCAACAGCGGCGCGGCAAUCGAUGGAGGAGAAAAAGAGGAAGUGAUCAAGAUUUGCGACGAAGCAAUGGAGGAGGAGACUAAAGAUCUGGAUUGA